AUGGCAGGUCUACCCACGAGGGAGGCUUCCGCCUUCAAAAUUAUGAUGGGGCUGUAUGACAACAAAAAUUAUUCUAAAGCGCUUAAGACAGCGGAACAGAUACUGAAAAAAUGCCCAAAGCAUGGGGAAACCAAUGCUAUGAAGGCCCUGCUCAUUUACUACUCGGACUCAAAUAGCAAAGAUGAAGCGCUAAAUAUUGCGAAAGAGGCAAUAAAACUGGACAUUAAAUCCAGUUUGUGCUGGCAUAUUUUGGCUAUUAUUUACAAGGGCAAUGGUGAAUUUGAAGAAGCUGUCAAGUGCUUUUCUCAGGCUUCCAAAAUAGAUCCUGUCAAUCAACGAUUGUUGAAGGAAUCUUCGAUUAUUUACUUGAAGUUGGGACAAAUUGAGAACUUCCGCAAGACAAGGGCGGAACUAUUAAAGUUGAGACCGGGAAAUAUCCAUGAUUGGAUUGUUUUUGCUUUUGCCUGUGACCUGUCAUGUAAAACUGGCAUGGCAGUUGAAGCACUAGCCGAGUGCAGUAAACAGUUCAACAAAUACGAGAUCCUAGGUGAACAAGAGAAGAGUGAAGUCAUUCUAUAUAAUGCCACCUGCAUGGAAACAAUAGGGCAGUACAGCCAAGCUUACGAACUCCUAGAAUCAAUGGAACAGCAUAUUCUGGACAAGACUGCAUACUAUAGCAUCUUGGGUAGGUUGGCGAUCCGCCUCAAUUAUCAAGACAAGGUCCACGGUAUUUAUAAACAGCUAUUUGAGAUAAACUGUGAGAAUCUGCCGUGUGCCUUGAUUCUUUUGGCAACACAUCCUAAUCAUAUCCUCUCCCAAUUGUUUAACAACUAUGACCUUCUGGCACUAAAAACGGCUAUUAUGGAUGCUGAAAUGGCGCCCAGUGCAAAAAUGCGUAUUUAUCGUGAAAAUCUCUCAAUAUUCAGUGGUGAAUCCUCCUCCUGCAGGCCAAAAGUGGAGUGUGACUACGCCGCCUAUUGUUUGUAUAAUUCAACGCCCAUUAUAUUGGGGGAUCAGGUAUUUGACAUAUAUAAAACCUCUCCCGGUUGGUCAAUUCCACAACGACAGUACAUGAUACUGGAUCGUUUUUCAUCAUAUUUUGCUAAAAUUCCAUUCCGAGACCUGUUUGUUUCCAGUUAUCACUGUCAAACACAUCUUCCAUUCAGUUCUCCCAAUUUUUCGAAGAGUAAAAAUCCUUUUUAUUAUCGCACUAAUUCUUUUAAAAAAUGGGAUGAUUACCCCGCCUUUAUACAAACCAGGCAACUCGAAAUUGAAGAAUUUGAGGCCGUCUCGGACGCCUUAAAAGAGUUCCAAAUUGAAUUCCCCAAGUCCCAUCUCCUUGAACAGCUUAAAAUUGCCCUGAUGCCCACGGGCACGUACAAGGAUUACUGUAGUCAAUACUUGGACAAAUUUUUCAACCGUGGGGUAUUCAAUCUGUACCAGUAUCUGGAUAACAUUCUCACAUUAGAUAAACUACUGGUUACCCUUGAUGUGUGUAAUGAAUUGAUCAAAACUAGUGACAAAUUGCAUUAUAAACUAUCUGUAACCAUGCUAUUGUCCAACCUACACCAUAUCCUUGGAAACAGUAACAAGUCGCUAAUACUCAUAGAUGAAUCUAUUGCUGAAGCGCCCACGUGCCUAGAUUUACUUACCCUUAAGGCCAGAAUAUUGAGAGAUUUGGGCAAUUCUAACAUCGCUGCAGAUUGUCUAGUAUCCGCUUGCAAAAUUGACAUGUUCGAAAGGGAUACCAGUGCCUUCUGUGCCCGAAUGCUGGCUAGGGACGGAAGAAUUGAAGCGGCUAUUAAUGAAUGGACCAAUUAUCUCAGACAUGAAAUUGAUGAGUACAAGAAAGAACACAGCAUAGACAUCUCAUCUAUGCGUUUUGAAAAGGAAGUCGUUCGUGGCUAUUUGUCCAACAAGCAAUACGAGUUGGCUUUUAAUAGGUGCUCAAAAGUAUUAGAUCAGUUCUUCGAAUGCAAUGACGAGCAAGGAGAUUUCUACAAUUACUCUAUUAACCGCCUCUCGUUCAUCUCAUUCAAGUCUUACAUAUAUGCCAUGGACGAUUUGUUCAACUCAAACUACUUUCAGCACUUUCUGAAGAUCUAUCUUAAUGUAGGUAUAGAUCAUUCUUUAUUGGCUAGAGAUAGGGCCAAUACGAUACUAUCUCGCUGUCAUAACUGUCUAGACCCCGGGACAAUUUUGGCCCUAUACAAAACUUCAUUUUCAGUGGCCACCAGGUAUUGCGAUGGAUACUUGUAUCGAUUGCAGUGCUUAUACCGGAUUCUACAGUAUGGAAUAUACACUAGGCACUCGAUAAUAAUGGUGAAUCACUUUCUUAUACAUGUCAAACUCGAUAGCUCAAUUCUUAAUGACUACCAGCUUUCAUUUACUAGAGAAAUUAUCUCCCUCAUUUACAGCCAAUUACGCCAAUCAGAAUAUAUAAAUUCCACUGGAAACCCAGUUCUCAAUGGCAAAGCCAAUGGGCCUCAUCUGACAUGUGGACAACCCCCAACAUUCAAUUCAACUGAAGAAAUCGACAUAGAUAGCUUGCAUCAGUUGCUAAUAAAUAACGCGGUUAAAUAUAUAAAGGGCGAAAAAAAUAUUAGACUCGCGUUCGCACUCUGCCUAGGAUUGUUUGAGUGUGAGAGUGUAAUUGAUAAGCAUAGGGCACUGCUGGAAGACUUGCUAAAGUUUGCAGAAAAACUAUUCAAUUUUAACAAUAAAUUGAAUCCGCGCAAAUAUCUCAGCCUCAUCACCAAAGCCCAGGAACUGGGUCUUGAUACUACCAACUUGCUUGACCUUACUAAAAAACUUUAUAACCUAUCCGGAACCUAUGCAAACGGUGGUGAUAUUUAA
Messenger RNA from Babesia microti strain RI, 2856 nucleotides. RefSeq names its product peptide alpha-N-acetyltransferase. The transcript has 5 exons. The record is from RefSeq and is a predicted model, not a curated record. Gene Ontology annotation, molecular function: protein-N-terminal amino-acid acetyltransferase activity; protein binding. Bases 1 to 2856 code for a protein of 951 amino acids. NCBI's taxonomy places the organism in Eukaryota, Apicomplexa, Aconoidasida, Piroplasmida, Babesiidae. Gene Ontology annotation, biological process: N-terminal peptidyl-methionine acetylation. Gene Ontology annotation, cellular component: cytoplasm.